Messenger RNA from Homarus americanus (American lobster), 4471 nucleotides. RefSeq lists its product as uncharacterized. The transcript is spliced from 3 exons. NCBI's taxonomy places the organism in Eukaryota, Metazoa, Arthropoda, Malacostraca, Decapoda, Nephropidae. The coding region runs from base 325 to 4206 and encodes 1293 amino acids. The record is from RefSeq and is a predicted model, not a curated record. Gene Ontology annotation, molecular function: DNA binding.
GUGACUGCGUGAGUUGUCUACGAUUCGCUGAUCUUGCAGCCAUCUUCUCUCCUCUAGUCUUACCAUGCGGUAAAGUUCGUCGUGUGGUGUCUUGUAGAAACUUACUUCUCCAUUCAUUGCUGUUUUCACUAUCCUAUACUGUGUUGUACUGUACUGUUCUUGGAUACAACCGGCCAAGAAUACCGUUAAUUCAGUAUUAAACCGUGAAAAGUGAUUACAGUUACGGAUACUGUACAGACAAUGUGAAAGGCUGUACGUACAGUCCAUAGCAGUGAACAGUGUGCCCACUGUAGCCUAGUGUGUACAGUGUACAGUGAUUGUACAAUGCAGGAAGCUACAGAAAAAAUCCCUGGCACCAAGGUGAAUAAAAGAGGCCCAGUGAAUAGACUCACAUUAAAAGAAAAAUUAGAGAUUCUGAAAAAACUGGAAAAUAGAGUGCCUGUAAAAGUCUUAAAGGAGGAAUAUAAAGUGGGCAUGUCCACCAUUUAUGACGUGAAAUAUGCAGCAGAGAAGCUGAGGAGACAAGAACAAAAAUCUCUUUUAGAGGCAAGUUUAGAACCUACCCUCUCCAGAACUCGCUUGGGUAGCGUAAGGUUUGCAAAAGUUGAUGCUGCAGUGUAUGACUGGUACAAACAGCAGCGGGCCAGUGGUAUUGCCCUUCGCGGCAUUGACGUCCGUGAAGCCGCACAGCGAUUUGCAAUCUUGCUGAACGUACCUGACUUCCGUGGGAGCUUUGGGUGGCUCUAUAAAUUUUAUAAAAGGCACGGGAUUAAUACCAAGCGAGUGGCUGGCGAAAUUGCUCCUGCUGAUGUGGCGACGGUGCAGCAACUUCAACAACUCAUGCGUGACAAUGACAUACAAAAGUAUGAAAUUUAUAAUGCUGAUGAGACAUGCCUCCACUGGAAGUCAAUGCCUAACAACACCAUGGCAUCCCGGCACGAGAGCAGCACCCCUGGACUAAAGGCCAGCAAGCAGCAUGUGUCAGUGCUGUUGUGCGCCAAUGCUGCUGGUACCCACAAGGUAAAACCCUUAGUGGUGGGAAAUGCCCAGAGCCCCAGGAUGCUGCAUAAUUCUAUGGAUCAGCUUCCUGUGUCGUGGUGUAGUAACAAAAAGUCCUCGCUCACCCGGGAAUUAUUUGUAAGCUGGUUCCUCAAUGAUUUCGUCCCUGCAGUCCGACACUUUCAGAUGACAGUCCAUCGCAUUCCUAGACAUGAAGUCAAGGCCUUGCUCAUCCUUGACCCUCAGCCUGUCCACCGCUCUCAAGAUGAGUUACAAAGUGCUGAUGGGCGGAUCAGAGUGAAGUUUUUGCCGCCCAACACUGCCUUACUCAUACAGCCCAUGGACCAGGGCGUCUUUCUGGCCUGCAAACAACAUUACAAGCGCCUCUUCUUGAAUGACGUUCUGGCUGUGGAACCAGUGCCAGAGGGGGAGGAAGACACACUGCUGGCCAGAACACUGCAGAACAUCAAGGACUACAACAUCCGGGAUGCACUGUACAACCUAAAGGCAGCCUGGGACAAGAUAACAGAGACCACAGUCAGGAAUGCAUGGAAGAAGCUCCUGAAUGGGGGUGGUGGUGGUGUUGGUAGUGGUGCUGCAGAAGCUGUGUCACAGCAGGAGGAUGCAGCCUUCGAGGGCUUCGAAGUGGAAGAGGCCCAAAGUCUUUUCCGUUACAGUGGUGACACUGCCGUGACCGAGGACGAUGUGGCUGAGUGGUUGAUGGACGUUGUUGAUCAUGGCUGCCUCCUCACCCAGGAGGAAAUAGUUGCUGGUGUCCUCAGAUCCUAUGGAGAAGGACAGGAGGAGGAGGAAGAAGUGGAGGAAGUUUCCAGCAUCAUUAAUCUCAGAGAGGUGAGGGCACACCUAGACGCCCUACUGAAUUUUACGGCCGCCACUGAUCUCCUCCGCUUAAUUCCAUUUUACCAGAUCCUUCGGGAUGUAAGAGCAGUUGUUAUUGACGAGCUGCAGAGGAGGACCAAAAAGAAACAGAGUAAGAUUGGGGACUACUUCCCAAAGGUCACCAAGUGUACAACUGAUGUCUCCAAUGUCAACUGUCAGCCAAGUACCAGUGGUGACAGUGUUUUUGGCCUCAGCCCACAACCCUCAACUUCAAAGAUGUCAGACCUACCACCUUUACCAUCACCACCACCACAUUCACCUUCACCUUCACCACAUGGUAGUGUCACCACUUGGUCUGCCUGCAUCACAAGCUCAAGUCUACAGCAUCUACUAGAACAUUUUGACCAGGACCAACUCGAGCACGGACGAGCGGAUGGGAAGAAGAGGUUGAGAUGGAACGCUGUACCGACCAUCUUCGCCCCCCAUAGUGUUGGAGGGACAACCACGUCUUCAAAUAAGAUAACGGGCACAUGUUUCAAGCCCAUCAAGGAGGCCGAGAUCUAUGCAGUGCUCCAGGGUUCAGAUCCUGAGUACUCUGAUGAGGACAGCAUCUUUGAGAAGACUAACGACAGCGACGACGAAGACGAUGACUUUAAGCGCAGCGACGAUGAAGGCGAGUUUAUGCACAGCGACAAAGACGAGAAGUAUGAAGAGUAUUUAUCCAACCUCGAGAGUGAGAUCGACAGUGAAGCAUCUGACGACUCGGCUACCUCCAGCUCUACCUCCCCACAUAAGAAGAGGCGACUUGCUACUGAUAUGGAGGACCUGCAAUUUACAUACACAGAGCCAUUGCUACAGGGAGAUAUUGGGCUUCGCUGGAGUAAUAAACCUGUUAUGGAGACUGUCCCAAAACCUAAUAGGGACAUAGUAAAUGGGAUAAGAAGUGGCCCAGAUGGACUUGCUACCAUUGCUGACACUCCAGAACAGUGCCUGGAACUCUUCCUUGACCUGGAUAUGAUCAAUGAAAUUGUGAUCCACACGAACUCUGCAAUCUCUGCUAUAUCAGAGAAAGUUAGCACCAAGAAUGCCACUGUUGAGGAGACCAGCGUCGACGAGAUAAAAGCAUUGAUAGGAAUUCUAAUCUUUUCCGGCUGCAGGCGUGAUAAUCACUUGUCGACAGCAGAAAUGUGGAACACACAGGUAGGUUCUCCUCUGUAUCAGGCUGCCAUGAGUGAGAGACGCUUCAGCUUCCUGCUGGAGUGUCUUUGUUUUGAUGAAGCAGCUACGAGGAGAGAGAGGUCAAAAACUGAUAAACUGGCUCCCAUCCGACAACUCUGGAAUGAGUUUCUCACGAAGUGCCAGAAAUCGUAUGUUCCUGGCGAAACACUCACCGUGGGUGAACAGCUCCUCCCCUUUCAUGGGCAAUGUGGGUUCUGUGUAAACUUUGCCAACAAACCUGCCAAGUACGGAAUCAAGCUUUCGGUGAUAUGCGACGCUAAAUCCAAAUACAUGCUAAAUGCAAUUCCGUACUUGAGAAAAGACGACUACACACCGGCUUGUCAAGGGCUUGAGUUGCGCCACAUUACCAAGGAACUCUGUAAGCCCUACUUCAAUACCUGGAGGAAUGUAACCACAGAAAGCUGUUUUACAUCUAUUCCGUUGUCAAUGGAUCUACUCAACAACUGUGGUUUGACUUCUGUUGGCGAUUUGCGGUUGAAUAGGCCACACAUUCCACCAAAUAUGACCAGAAAAGAUGGUCGGAAGGAGAACAGUAGUGUAUUCUGUUUCGCCGAAGGCCUCACCAUGGUGUCCUACAUGCCAUACCCCCAGAAAUUGGUCGUUCACCUGUCGACCAUGCACACCCAGCCCACCAUUGACAAGAAUAAGAGGCCUGAGAUCAUCAAUUACUACAAUAGAAAAAAAUCUGCAGUGGACAAAUUUGACCAAAUGACCAAACAGUAUUCCUGCAGCCGAAAGACAAACAGGUGGCACUUAUGCAUGUUUUAUUUUAUAAUCAAUGCUGCCACCAUCAAUGCUUGGGUCAUCAGCAACAAUAAUAAGAAAACACAACAGGAGGUGGAGCAGGCUCGCGGCCAGUUCAUGCAGGACCUCGCUCUGAGGCUGGUCACACCCUGGGCCCAGAAAAGGAUCGACUCUGGAAACCUUGGACGGAGAUUGCAGUGGACCAAAAAGGAUAUGGUGAAAAUAAAUGUCCCAAAGCAGUCCGUCCCGCCAUCCCUACCCAUAGCCAAGAGGUGUGGCUCGUGCACUGGGGAGGAAGAGAGGAAGUCCCAGAGUGUUUGUAUAGCGUGUUACGAGCCUGUGUGUGACCUUCACUCAUACAUCACCUGCCUCAACUGCCAAUAGUUGCAGCAGGUGGCGUGGUGUAUCCAGUGUGCCUAUGAUGAUGCCCUAACCUGUACUCUACAGAGAGGUCCUCCGUUACCCUCUGUGCUGCUGUGUUAGCAACAUAAGCUGUCUUCAUGUAAAUAUACCAUUUUCUUUGUUUCAUUUAUUAUCCUUUUUUACGAAGGAACUAAAUAGUUUAUCAUUCUCAUCAUCAAGUUUGUUAUAACUUAUGAAAAGGUUCUACUUUACUGCUAUGUACAGUCAAUAAAUGUAUAUAAUUGUU